AUGAUGAUCAGUGAACCUGCUAUCAUACAAACGGAUCUUGAUAAUCUGUUCGAUUACAGUCUCCAAUUGAACCGAUGGUUCUUGAAACCGAUAGGUGCCUGGCCUGCAUCCCUCUCUACCUCCAAAAUCGAAAGAAUCGUUUCAUUAAUUUUGAUCGUCAUUUGUUAUUGUUCCAUACUCGCCACUGUAAUUCCUUGUAUACUAUACGUAAUUCUCGAUGACGAUGCCAUUCAGACAAAACUGAUGGUAAUAGGUCCUUUGAGUCAUUGGUUCGUAGGGGGAAUUAAUUACACAACAUUGUUGUUGCGUAGCAAAGAAAUACAAUGCUGUGUGCAAGAUAUGCAAAAUGAUUGGUACGCUGUGAAAAGAUUGAAGGAUCUACAAGUUAUGAUAAAGAACGCGAAAUUCGGUCGUUACGUGGUGAUAUCUUGCGCGGCCUUCAUGCAAGGUGGCGUCUUAUGCUAUUGUGUGAUAACUGGUAUCACUACCGAGAUUAUUGAAGUUGGAAACGAGACCAGAACUAUUCAUCUGCUACCAUGUGCGGCUUAUACCAAGCUGUUUCCAGUAGAUACCAGUCCCACAAACGAAAUCAUGCUUAUUGUGCAAUGCAUUUCUGGUUUCAUCGUAAACUCUAGUACUGUUGGAGCGUUUAGUUUAGCUAUAGUGUUUGCGACUCAUGCUUACGGACAGUUGAAUGUGCUGAUGAUGUGGAUCACGGAGCUCGUGAAGCCGUCCAGGAAGCAUCCCCAGAAUGCCUAUUUGAAUGAAAUUGGUGUUAUCGUGGAGAAUCAUCUGAAAGCUUUGAGUUUCGUAUCGCAUAUCGAGGAUAUGAUGAAUGAAAUAUGCUUUUGGGAAUUAUUCAAGUGUACGUUCAACAUCUGUAUGCUUGGAUACUACGUCCUUAUGCAUUGGGCCAAUCGUGAUUUUCAAAAUAUGACUACUUGCGUCAUUAUACUUUGUUCCAUGGCUUUUAACAUUUUUUUAGUAUGCUAUAUCGGUGAGAAACUAUCAGAACAGUGCAAGAAAGUUGGUGAAGCAGUGUAUAUGACAGAAUGGUAUUAUUUACCCGAUAAAUAUAUCUUGGAUUUAUUACUGAUCAUUUCACGAUCCAGUGUGGCCAUCAAAAUGACUGCUGGAAAAUUUGUUCAAAUGUCACUUAUUACAUUUUCUAGUGUGAUAAAAACCGCCUUUGCCUACCUCAAUGUAUUGCGUCAAACAACAUGA
Osmia lignaria (orchard mason bee) is the source of this 1224-nucleotide messenger RNA. RefSeq names its product odorant receptor 4-like. Gene Ontology annotation, molecular function: olfactory receptor activity; odorant binding. Gene Ontology annotation, cellular component: plasma membrane. NCBI's taxonomy places the organism in Eukaryota, Metazoa, Arthropoda, Insecta, Hymenoptera, Megachilidae. Gene Ontology annotation, biological process: sensory perception of smell; detection of chemical stimulus involved in sensory perception of smell. The record is from RefSeq and is a predicted model, not a curated record.